Molecule: messenger RNA, 1107 nt
Organism: Beta vulgaris subsp. vulgaris (sugar beet)
Lineage: Eukaryota; Viridiplantae; Streptophyta; Magnoliopsida; Caryophyllales; Amaranthaceae
Product: ras-related protein RABD2a
Exons: 8
Coding region: 279-887 (202 amino acids)
Molecular function (GO): GTP binding; GTPase activity
Source: RefSeq, a predicted model, not a curated record
GUCUUCUCAUUUCUCAACUCACAUUCCCAAUUUCAUAAGAAAACCAAAACGUCUCUUUCCUGCCUUUUUCUUUCUCCUCUCUGUCUAUAUUUACUCCCACACCUUCACCCCUCUUUCUCUCUCUCUAUAUCUUUCUCUCUCCUCUCUUUGCUGACCUUCACUUCGUCGGAGAUCCGCAGUUUCACGCUCAUCUUUUCGCCGGCGAAAAAUUUUAUUCCGGCGAAUUCACGCGUCGAAUCAUUUUGUUGUCUCGAUCGUUCGUCUUUGUUUAAAAAAUCAUGAAUCCGGAGUAUGAUUACCUGUUUAAGCUUUUGCUUAUUGGAGAUUCUGGUGUCGGAAAAUCAUGCCUCCUCUUGAGAUUUGCGGAUGACUCAUACUUGGAGAGUUACAUAAGCACUAUUGGAGUUGAUUUCAAAAUACGCACUGUGGAGCAAGAUGCAAAGACCAUUAAACUUCAAAUUUGGGAUACUGCUGGACAAGAGCGUUUCAGGACAAUCACUAGCAGCUACUACCGUGGAGCACAUGGCAUCAUUGUGGUCUAUGAUGUAACAGAUAUGGAAAGUUUCAACAAUGUAAAGCAGUGGCUAAAUGAAAUUGAUCGUUAUGCUAGUGACAAUGUUAACAAACUUCUAGUUGGAAAUAAGUGUGAUCUUGCUGCCAACAGGGCUGUACCAUAUGAAACUGCUAAGGCUUUUGCUGAUGAAAUUGGCAUACCUUUUAUGGAGACCAGUGCAAAGGACGCUACUAAUGUAGAACAGGCUUUCAUGGCUAUGACUGGUUCAAUCAAAAACAGGAUGGCCAGCCAACCGAUGAACAAUGCAAGGCCUCCAACAGUUCAGAUCCGAGGUCAGCCCGUUGCACAGAAGAGUGGAUGCUGCUCUACCUAGGGAAAAUAUGAAAUUUGAUGCCACGUUGUGGCAUGUAAGAAUCUGAUAUUCUGCAACAUUAUUUGAAAUUCAAUAUUCAUCAACAUGAUCUCUUCUAGGUUCCGUGUUCUUAGUGGUUUGCAAUUUGUUAAUUUGAAGGUUUUCAUUCUUUUCUACAAGUAGAUUUGUAUAAAAUGAUGAAUCAUACUGAAAAUUUUAGCAUGAACUUCUUUUACCUUAA